Messenger RNA from Necator americanus (New World hookworm), 567 nucleotides. RefSeq lists its product as uncharacterized. NCBI's taxonomy places the organism in Eukaryota, Metazoa, Nematoda, Chromadorea, Rhabditida, Ancylostomatidae. The record is from RefSeq and is a predicted model, not a curated record. The coding region runs from base 1 to 567 and encodes 188 amino acids. The transcript is spliced from 5 exons.
AUGGACUUUGGCGUUGUGCUGGAGCACCUUUUUGCAAUGUAUGGCAAUCUUUCGCCAUAUAACAGUACGGGUUAUAUAGCUCGUACGUUCCCACAGUAUAAAAGUCGACAGCGGUUGUAUUCGGCAUCGUCUUCCAACGCCAUGGCACGUCUUCUCAUCUUUCUCGCAGUAUUCGGCCCAGCACAAACUUGGGCUCUAAGUACUCCAACUACUGCUCCCGGCAGCGACAGCAACGAAAUCAUUCCAAGACAGAAUCGGCAGGUAGAGCAAGUUUUGGUAACGGUGGUCACCAAAAUGAAUUAUGAUCCGAAGAUGAACGGCUCACAUCUGAAUGUGCUGAAAACAAUGAUCGAUGACUUUGCUCAAAUGAAUGGAGUGGACUACAAGAAGAGUUUAGUCAAAGAGAGCGUGAAGAACCAAAAUGGAAAGUUCGCCGCCGUUUACACUGUGCAGGGCUCUGGCUGUGAGGAGGUGGAAAACUUUGCACGUGGAGCGAGGGGCAACGUAAACUUCAUCAGGAGAAUGAGAAUCAAAUGCGGAAGAAGGCCUGGAUAUGCGAUCAACUGA